This is a messenger RNA of Andrographis paniculata, 1246 nucleotides long. RefSeq names its product chaperone protein dnaJ 20, chloroplastic-like. The transcript has 2 exons. Lineage: Eukaryota; Viridiplantae; Streptophyta; Magnoliopsida; Lamiales; Acanthaceae. Gene Ontology annotation, cellular component: chloroplast. The record is from RefSeq and is a predicted model, not a curated record. Bases 150 to 734 code for a protein of 194 amino acids.
AGAGAGAGAGAGAGAGAGAGAGAGAGAGGAGAGCGGCACCAACAGAAGAAAAAAGGUGAAGGAGGAAAAGGAAAGGGGAGGAUCGAUCACAUCCUCCACAGCACAUUAGAAGCAGCAGAUCAAUUAAGCUUCCACUUUUAAUCCACGAAAUGUGCAGCUGCUACGCCGCCGUAGCGCACCCUCUUCCUCGGACCGGCGAAUCUCUUCAAUCUCCCUUCCUCGCUUCCUCCGUACUGCGGCCGCCGCAAUUCGUCUCGUUCCAGAUCGGUCCCCGUGGUUCCGUGCGGGCGUCGCUCAACGAGACCAUCGAGGAGCCGGCGGUGAGGACCUUCUACGAGCUUCUCGGCGUACCGGAAACCGGUACGCUCUUGGAGAUCAAACAAGCGUAUAAGCAGCUUGCCAGGAAGUACCACCCGGACGUGUCUCUGCCGGAUCGGGUGGAGGAGCAUACCAGGAGGUUUAUUCGGGUCCAGGAGGCCUACGAGACGCUGUCGGAUCCGAAUAGGAGGGAAUUGUACGACCGCGACAUGGCCAAGGGAGUUCACCUCGCGUUCACCGCCCGAAGAAGGGGCAAAUUCGACGAGCAAAUUGCAGACAAGAGUGAAUGGAAGAGCCGCUGGCAAAACCAGGUGUCGGGGCUGAAGAGAAGGAGCAUGCAAAAGGAGAGCGUCGACGAUAAUCCAUUAUCGACGUGGGGGGCAAGAAUGCGACGAGAAAGGAACAAACGGUUGUGAGAUCGAUUCGCUUCGAUGCUCUCUUGCUGUGUGUGAGUGAGUAUAUAUAGUUAAUAAGAGACUUUUCUUCUCUUUGUUAUUUUUAAUUGCAAUCCAUAUUUUUAUACAUAUAAAUUAAUUGUUGAUAUAUAUAUAUAUAUAUAUAUAUAUAGCCCCUUUUAGGUCAUUCAUGCAUUUUCUGAAAAUGUAGCAGCAUUACACUUGUAAUAUUUUGUCUCUUUAGCCAAAAUUAGAGAAAAAUAAUGUAACAUGAUAGAUGAUUGGUUUACUUCUUCCCACAAAUUCUUACCACAUACAUUCAUUGAUUGCUUCAUUCCUUCAUAGUUAUCAUUUGCGCAAGGUGGACCUGGACGUGUCGGGAUUUGAACCAUGACUUCUCCCUACACCACCAAACCAUCAUUUACGGGCGUGUUGUCUUAUUUAGUAUUGUAUGACUUUGCAAUUCAAGAACAAACACAUUCAUUCAUUCAUUCUAUUGCAAAUUGCUCUUCCCCUGCUGCAGCUGCAUUAUA